AUGUUAAUUCCAAACAUCUUUGCCGUUGCGGCACUUCUUUCCGCUUUAGCUUCUGGGCUUCCGCUUGGAGCUAACAAGGAAUUUCUCUCAAAGAGAGAAGCUUAUCCGCCUUAUGGAUUUGACCGCGUGGGCAACAAAAUGGAUCCAGCUUACUUUGCGGUCGUCCGUGAAGCUUUGGAAAGUUCAGGAGGCAAUUUAGCCAAGGCUAAAGAAGCUACAAUUAAUUGGCUGGCAAAUAACGCAUCAAAACUGCCAAAAGCACUUCCUCAUUCACCACCUCAUUCACCUCCACCACCUGCUUCACCUCCGCCUCCUCCACCUCCUCUACCUAAGCAGAACUAG
Hymenoscyphus albidus is the source of this 342-nucleotide messenger RNA. Lineage: Eukaryota; Fungi; Ascomycota; Leotiomycetes; Helotiales; Helotiaceae. The record is from the annotation of a GenBank genome assembly.